CUGAAAAUAAAUGACAAAUGGCGUUAUCAGCUGUUUUGAUUGCUUGCGAGAAAUUGGAUUUUAUUUUAUAUAGUUGCUUUUUAGCGUAUUUCCGCAAUAUUUUAUGAUUCACCAUUAAGUAUUUAAUCAAUACUCAGUCAAAAAUGACCAAGAAGAAACGGCACGUUAUAUGUAUGGCCUCUGAUUUCUUUUACCCGAACACGGGAGGCGUUGAGGAACACAUCUACAACUUGUCACAAUGUUUGAUCAAACGCGGGCAUAAAGUGGUGGUGAUAACUCACGCCUAUGGCGACAGAGUUGGUAUACGGUAUUUAACUGGGGGUUUGAAAGUUUAUUAUUUACCUAUAAAAGUUUUCUACGCCCAAUGCGUACUUCCCACCAUGAUAUGCAAUAUAUCCCUGAUAAGAUACAUACUUAUCAGAGAAUGUAUAGAAAUAGUUCAUGGUCAUUCAGCAUUCAGUGUUUUAUGCCACGAAGUAUCAAUAAUAGGUAAAUUAAUGGGUUUAAAAACAGUAUUCACUGAUCACAGUUUGUUCGGUUUCGCCGACACGUCUGCAGUAUUGACAAAUAAGUACCUACAAAUGUGUUUGUGUGAGUGUGAUCACUGUAUCUGUGUGUCGCACACAGGUAAAGAGAACACUGUAUUAAGAGCUAAGGUUAAAGCUUAUAAAGUGUCUGUUAUCCCUAAUGCCGUGGAUGCCUUUACAUUCACACCAGACCCCAUGAAAAGGGACAGAAGUGUGAUAACAAUAGUUAUUGUGUCACGGCUGGUAUACAGAAAAGGUGUAGAUCUAAUGGCAGCUGUUAUAGCAGAUAUGUGUCCUCGGUAUCCUCAACUAAGGUUCAUCAUUGGUGGGGAUGGUCCUAAGAUGUGGCUUCUUCAAGAAGUAAGAGAAAGAAUGGGUCUACAAGACUGUAUCACACUUCUCGGAAGCCUAAAACAUUCUGAAGUCAGGAAUGUUUUAGUCAAAGGGGACAUAUUUUUGAACACUUCAUUAACAGAGGCUUAUUGCAUGGCUAUUGUGGAAGCUGCUUCCUGUGGCUUGAAGGUUGUGUCAACUAAGGUUGGAGGUAUACCGGAAGUACUUCCAGAAAAAAUGAUUUAUCUCACUGAACCUAAUGUAGAUAGUUUAGUUGAAGGAGUAGAAAAAGCCAUGAGUGAUUUAAUACAAGGCAAUAUAUUAUGCCCAUUUGAGUGCAAUCAGAUGGUUAGAAAAAUGUACAAUUGGAUGGAUGUAACGAAAAGAACAGAAAUUGUUUAUAAUAAAAUAUCAAUGAAUAAAAAUAAACCAUUGGGACAACAGUUAAGGAACUACCUCACUUGCGGUGUUUGGCCAUUCCUUCUAGUUAUAAGUUUAAUGUAUUUAUUGCUGCAACUGGCAGAGAAAUUGUACAAACGCAAGCACAUAGAUAUAGCAAGAGAUUUGAAAUUAUAGUAUUGGGAUAUUAUUGUAAGUUUAUUAAUAAUUUGACUUGCUUUAAUACUCAGAAUUAGUUUACAAAUUGAUUUAAUUUUUAAAAAACUAUGUUUCAACUAGUGGUGUAGUGUAGGUUUUUGUCACCUGGGGAACCAAUUUUGCCAUCAAAAGGCAUUGGGCGAGUGAUUUUGACACCCCCAGCCUCAACAUUGCAAGCCACACAUUUCAAAUAUCAUAGACCAAAAUAUUAAAAUUGAUUUAGUUUUAUGUUUUUUUAAGUGUCUUUAAUUUAUUUAUAUCUGUUAUAACUGAUACAGAAGACAUAUAGUAUGUAUUAUUAUUUUAUGUAGGUAUUUAUUAAAAUUAGGUUAACUAAUAGUGCAAUUCUGGCAUACUGUAUUUUUCUUUAAGUGCCAUCAUUUCACAAUUUAAUAGUAAAUAAUAAAUUAUAUUAACAUAUUAAAAAGUUAAUGAGGUUUGUUGGAUAUUUAGUACAACAGUCCAGUCAAUCAAUGACACUUAAUUAAUAUUAAAUAACUUUUUGUGUGAUGUUUAUCAGUUUCAUAAAGGUGUAUGGACGAAGCAUGCUGCAAGAUAUAUUUGUAAAUGACCUAAACAACUAUUGACCGUAGUUUUUCUUAACAUUGUGUAUGCCCAAUAUAAUUCUAAAUACUUUCAUUAUCAUUAAAUAAUAGCUUCAAAAUUUACCUGGAUUUAUUAAUGCUAUAGUCAAUUACCAAAGAAAAACAAAGAUUAAUUUUGGAAUGAUAUUUAUUAUAAUACUAUUGAAAUAAAAAAUAGGCCACUAGUUCAACUGAAUAGUCAGCCUUAACAUUGUAAAUAAAAAAUAAUUUCAAUAAACAGCAUUUGUUACAUUCCAGUAUUAUUUAUAUGUUACAGCACAUGAACAAUAUAUUAUUUUCCUACAUUAACAAUUAAAUGUGAUUCUUAAACACAGACUGAUAGUAUAAGGUACCAAUAUAAUUAUGUAUUAUUUAGUAGACGUCUCACACAUUGAUGUUGGUUCAUGCCCUGUGAACAAUAGAUAAAUAUUAUUUUUAUAGCACAAAUAUAUUAUUAACCCUAAAA
Molecule: messenger RNA, 2507 nt
Organism: Manduca sexta (tobacco hornworm)
Lineage: Eukaryota; Metazoa; Arthropoda; Insecta; Lepidoptera; Sphingidae
Gene: PIG-A
Product: N-acetylglucosaminyl-phosphatidylinositol biosynthetic protein
Exons: 2
Coding region: 144-1436 (430 amino acids)
Biological process (GO): GPI anchor biosynthetic process
Cellular component (GO): glycosylphosphatidylinositol-N-acetylglucosaminyltransferase (GPI-GnT) complex
Molecular function (GO): phosphatidylinositol N-acetylglucosaminyltransferase activity
Source: RefSeq, a predicted model, not a curated record